Molecule: messenger RNA, 2310 nt
Organism: Fusarium sp. VM40
Lineage: Eukaryota; Fungi; Ascomycota; Sordariomycetes; Hypocreales; Nectriaceae
Source: the annotation of a GenBank genome assembly
AUGUCCUCUCAUCGUUUAAAUACGACCCCUUCUAGGGCAGACCGCGACAAUGCUUCUUUUCUCUCUCCGGUCGCAUACGACGACGAUGCUUCAUCACUCCACUCCCGUAGCGAUCAAGAUACCGAUACCGACGAUGACGAGCUUAUAUCGCGUGCCAGAAAUAGCAGAGAGCUGCGCGCCCACGAUCGCAUUGUCUUGGUGGAAGAGGAUGAUAUCGAUCGACUUGUUACCGAUUCGCGACAGAAGCAAGAACGGGAACGCCGAGGCUCAGGACUUGCUGUACCCAAGCUGGGCAAAAUCUUCAGUCGACGAGGAAGUGGUUCGGGAAAUCGUUCAGUCAACAGUUCGACAGAAAACCUCGUAGUUGAGAAACGGAAUACUCGGCGCCAGCGAAGACAGAAGAAGCGCAAUACACUCGUGGAGCAUGCGCAGCAUGGAGAAGAUGGCGAGUUGAUGUACGAGAUGGAGGAGGGAGGGAUGAAAGAAGGGAGCUCCACUGGCGAGAGUAGCGAGAGGGACGAUAGUGACGAAAUAGAUCGGCAUCAUCUAAACCUGAUCGCCGAAGCAAAGGCCCAGCGACGUCGUAGCUGGCGUCGAUGGGUUUUUAUUCACUCUCUUAUCGCCAUUGGUUUCGCGAUCCUGAUUCUGUUGGCCUGGAAGCUGUCCAAGAACCGAAAGAGCAGGUACAUCAAGGUGAACCAGAAGCUCGUCAGCAAUGGAACUGCGCUUUUCGCGCCAACAUCCCUUAUCAUCAGCCUAGACGGAUUUCGCGCCGACUUCCUACAGCGUGGACUUACGCCCACCUUGAACUCGUUCGUCGCUGAAGGAGUAUCGCCGAAAUGGAUGCACCCGUCGUUUCCAUCGGUUACUUUUCCGAACCACUACACGCUCGCAACCGGUCUGUACCCUGAGAGCCACGGCAUCGUCAGUAACACUUUCUGGGACCCUGAGCUUCAAUCACAAUUCUACUACACCCAUCCCGGUCAAAGUCUGGAUCCCAAGUGGUGGGGAGGGGAGCCUUUCUGGGUAACGGCAGAGAAACAGGGAGUUCGAAGCGCUAUCCACAUGUGGCCGGGAAGUGAGGCUCAUGUUCUGCACACUGAACCAAGCUUGAUGGAUAAGUUCAACGGCAAGGAAACACUCGACAACAAGGUCUCUAGAAUCAUGGAGUUUCUCGACAUGCCCGGCCUGGAGGACAAGACAGUGGAUGUCAGCGACAUGCGACCUCAGUUGAUAGCCGCCUAUGUUCCUCACGUCGAUAGUGAUGGUCAUAAAUUUGGACCUAACUCGACUGAAAUUCGCCAGACCAUUCAGAAAGUGGACGGAAUGCUGGGAAAGAUCUUCCACGGUCUCGAAGAACGCAAUCUGACUGACAUUGUCAAUGUGAUUGUUGUCUCGGACCACGGCAUGGCAACAACAGAUAUCUCACGCCUGAUUCAACUUGAAGACCUUAUCGACAUGGAUAAAAUUGAGCACAUCGACGGCUGGCCCCUCUAUGGUCUUCGCCCCAAAAACCCAGAUGAUCUCCGACCACUUUAUGAUCAGCUGAAAAAGAAGGCCAAGUCGAACCCGAAUUUUGAAGUCUAUCUCCGGGAUGUAGACAUGCCUGAGCGAUACCAUUUCUCCAAGCAUCCUCGCAUUGCUCCUCUAUGGGUGGUGCCUGAGACAGGAUGGGCCAUUGUCACCAAGGAAGAAUUUGAUGUGGAAGAAGGAAAGAAGAACAAUCUCGUCUAUCACCCUCGAGGUCUUCAUGGUUAUGAUCACGAACAUCCACUUAUGCGGGCUAUUUUUAUUGCCCGCGGCCCUGCCUUUCCCCAUCCGGCAAACAGUCAAAUUGAUGUCUUUCAAAACAUCGAAGUGUACAACAUGCUGUGCGACUCAGUCGGCUUGACACCUAGCCCCAACAACGGAACAUUGCGGUUACCACUGAAACCGAUCGGUGUUCACAAGCCCGAGGAUACACCUGAGGAGCCGGAAGACCCCCCGACCGCCUCCAAGGAGUCGGCUCGUCCAACUGUGGGGGAUGAGCCUACUCACCCUGAACGACCGACCGUUCCUCAAAAGCCUAGUCAGCCUGGCCGGCCAACAGUCCCGAUUGCUCUUUCGGAAUCAGCCAAGACUACCACAGUCUCGCUCAAGAAGCCAGCGAAACCGUCCAAGUCAGCAGCUCCAUCUAAGGAGAGUGUUGACAAGGAUGAGGAUAGCGAUAGCGAUAGUGACGAUGACGAUGAUGACAAAGACGAGAACAUCUGGGACUGGUUUACACAUAAGGUGGAAAAGGUCUGGCACAAGAUUACUAGCGAUGAUUAA